Messenger RNA from Marasmius oreades (fairy-ring Marasmius), 3524 nucleotides. It is a transcript of the gene CHS7, whose product is annotated as Chitin synthase, class 7. NCBI's taxonomy places the organism in Eukaryota, Fungi, Basidiomycota, Agaricomycetes, Agaricales, Marasmiaceae. The transcript is spliced from 15 exons. The record is from RefSeq and is a predicted model, not a curated record. Gene Ontology annotation, cellular component: cell septum; cell periphery. Bases 1 to 2712 code for a protein of 903 amino acids. Gene Ontology annotation, molecular function: chitin synthase activity.
AUGGCUAACCGCCCUCCUCUUGCUUCCGUAUCGUCUCACAACAGUAGUGCUAACAACGAGCCCUAUGGUGACCCUUUCGCAGACCGUCCUCGUCAGACUCAAUUUUCAGAGCCUCUACAUCCCUAUCCAUCGACGGCCUCAUUACCUCGUCCAUUUGACAGCACGACUUCGCUGCCGCGAGAAUUUGGAUCGCGCGAACAAUUGGAUGAUGAAGACUACGUGGAGAAGCAACCGUUGACAGGGGGUCAAGCUUUCACUGGUGGUUUCUAUCCCCCUGGUCCUGUCGACCCUAAUGCGUAUGGCGAUCCCUACGGUGGUGGUAGUCGCCCAAUGUCAGUAAUGUCGACAGCCACCAAUGGCGCUGAGAAUGCUUGGCGUCGACGACAGACCAUCAAAAGAGGUGUUACGCGCAAAGUUAAGUUGACGCAAGGAAAUUUCAUCGCUGAAUACCCCGUGCCGUCGCCCAUCCUGAGCGCAGUGGAAGCCAGGUACACUGCGACCAACACGACUGAAUUCUCUCACAUGAGAUACACUGCUGCUACUGUUGACCCUGACGAUUUCAAUGAGGCCAACGGCUACUCACUCCGAACCAAGAUUUAUCAACGCGAGACUGAGCUUCUCAUUGCCAUCACUUCUUAUAACGAAGACAAGACACUCUACGCCCGAACUCUACACGGUGUCAUGUUGAACAUUCGUGAUAUUUGCAAGACCAAACAAUCCAAGUAUUGGCGCCGACAGGCUGAGGAAGGUAAACCAGCUUGGCAGCGAAUCACCGUUGCAUUGAUCGUCGAUGGUUUGGAGCCUAUGGAUAAAAGUGUGCUGGAUCUCUUGGCUACCGUCGGUGUAUACCAAGAUGGCGUCAUGAAAAAGCAAGUUGACGGAAAAGACACCGUUGCCCACAUCUUCGAGUACACUACCCAACUCUCCAUUGAUUCAACUCCGCAACUGGUCCUUCCUCAAGCAAACGACCCGAACAACUUGGUCCCCGUACAGAUCAUAUUCGUUCUCAAGGCUCAAAACCAGAAGAAGAUUAAUUCUCACCGUUGGCUUUUCAACGCUGUUGGUAGUGCACUUAAGCCCGAGAUCUGUGUUCUAAUCGAUGCUGGAACUAAACCUGGACACAAGUCGAUUUACUACCUUUGGGAAGCCUUUUACAAUGACCCUCAUCUCGGUGGUUGCUGUGGUGAAAUUCAUGCGAUGAUUAAAGGAGGGAAAAAGUUGUUGAAUCCUUUGGUCGCCGCCCAAAACUUUGAAUAUAAGAUGUCUAACAUUCUCGAUAAACCUUUGGAAAGUAGCUUUGGUUAUGUUUCUGUGCUACCCGGUGCUUUCUCAGCCUACCGCUAUCGGGCAAUCCUUGGUCGUCCCUUGGAGCAGUAUUUCCAUGGUGACCACUCACUGGCAGAUCGGUUAAAAGAAAAAGGUAUCCACGGAAUGAACAUCUUUACGAAAAACAUGUUCUUGGCUGAGGACCGUAUCCUCUGUUUUGAGCUUGUAGCAAAAGCCAAUGAUCGGUGGACGUUGACCUACGUGAAACCUAGCAAAGCCGAGACAGAUGUCCCGGAACAGGCUGCUGAACUUAUUGGUCAACGUCGCCGUUGGUUGAAUGGUUCUUUUGCUGCUUCAGUGUAUGCCAUAACUAAAUUCUUCCAAUUGUAUCGGACCAACCAUGGCAUCAUUCGAAUGUUCUUCUUCCAUGUUCAAGCUCUAUACAACAUAUUUUCCCUCGUCUUCUCCUGGUUUGCCUUGGCCAAUAUCUGGCUGACUUUCAGCAUCAUCAUCGACUUGCUUCCCAACAUGCCAGUAGAGCCAAUCGUCAUCUUCGGUACUCCCGCUAUUACUCAUUGGGUCAAUCUCGGUUUCAAAUGGCUGUACUUGUCCUUCCUUGCACUGCAGUUCGUCCUUGCACUUGGUAACAGACCGAAGGGCGAACGAGUGGCGUACGCAGUAACUUUAUGGGUAUAUGCCAUUCUCUCACUCUACCUUCUUGUUUGCUCCUUCUGGCUGACUAUCCAAGCUUUCAUCAACAUUCCAAAACUGGUUAAGCAAGACAACGGUGAUAUUCUCAAGACGUUUUUCCAAGGUCCAGUCGGUGCUCUAUUGGCGGCCAUGUUCUCGACCUACGGUAUCUAUAUCAUUGCCUCCUUCCUCUAUCGUGAUCCCUGGCACAUGUUCUCAAGCUUCUUUCAAUAUCUUCUACUCGCCCCAAGUUUCACCAACGUGUUAAAUGUUUACGCCUUCUGUAACCUGCACGAUGUAUCUUGGGGUACCAAGGGUAGCGACAAGGCUGACGCAUUACCCUCCGUCUCGUCGUCCAAGUCGAAAGACGCCGAAACUGCUGUUGUCGAGGAUACGAUGAAGGUUCAGGAAGACGUUGAUGCGGCGUUUAAGGAGACAGUCACACGUGCGGUCACCAAGGUUGAGACAAAGGAGGUAAUGGAAAAACCGACUAUGGACGACCAAAACAAGACCUUCCGUACACGUCUGGUAGCUUUAUGGAUGUUGUCCAAUGCCACCCUUGCCAUAGCCAUCGCAAAUUUGAACGGAUUGCCGAGCAAGGUCCCUGAGGAGGACCAGCGAGCUCUUGCAGCGAAACAGAGUACCUACUUCAACAUCAUCUUGUUCUCAACCUUUGGUUUGGCCUUUGUUCGUUUCUUAGGAUGCCUCUGGUAUUUCUUCAAACGAAAUCUUUUCAGGUGCUGCAGGAGAAAUUAAAGAUGAAGUCUCACGAAAGCGGACAAUAUUUUGCUGCAUCUCUUUGUUCUCUCUUCACGUUACGAUACUCUGCUCUUCCGUUGUCCAUUCCCCCCUUCUAUGAUUAAAUUCCUUUUAGUUUGGUAUUUGGAUGGAAAAUUUAGCAUACUGCCGUCGCGUCGUCGACAUUUAUAUAUUCUACCCCUCUGGGGCGUGUAUGGAGAGAAAGGACUCUAGGAGUACAUGGCAGAGUGUUCAUUGGAUAGAUAAUUUAGAUGUGGACUCCUGCGUGGAAGUACGGUAUCUGGAAUGAACCUUCCGUCGACUCCACCAUUACGCAAUAUAGCUUCGAGUAUGUUGAGAACGCCGUUAGGGUCAUCAUGCGCAUCCCCGCCAGUGUCCGCUUGGGUGGCAUCCGUUUGUGAACCUGAGUCGGUGGUCUUUACCAAAGGUCGCCUACAGGUAGGACAGGAAUCGUGCUGUGACGAAAUAUAGAAGAUUAAUCGGUGUAAGGAAACCAUCUUCAUGAAAUGGACGCAACUCUCUUUUACAGAAAAUGUGGCCACAUUGCCACGGUUCUGACAAACGAAUGACACCAAGCUCCUCGGUGGGGUGUGCAGGUGAGUCCAUAGCAAUGGCCGUUUCCUCUUCUGACAACAGGGCUAGAAGAGACGUGAAACAUAUAGGACAAACGGAAUCUAUACGGAAGCGGGGGGAUUUAUUAACUUAGGUUUGAGGCCGCGAAGCACGAGAAGUGAUGGACCUUGGUGUCCAAGAGCGAUAACGUCGUUCUCCUCCAAUCUAGAGAAAGCCUCGAUAACGUCUUGCUUCUG